GUGAGGGAGGGCUUAGGUUUCUUUCUGUUGCUCAGCUGCUAAAGAAGAAAAAAUAAAAAAGGAGGGACGAUGAUGAUGUGUAAUAAGACAACACCUUUAGGCUGCUGCUCUUUCAUCAUCAAAAGAUUUAAAGGUAAAUCCGUCCCCAACCCCUACAUCUUUUCAUCAUGUUCUUCAAAUCAUUUUCAUAUCCAUUCCCCCACCCUUUCUAAAUAUCAAAAGGUUACCAAUUUGGAAGAUGCCCUCCACCUGUUCGAUCAAAUGACUCACACAAGACCUCUUCCUUCGGUUGUAUACUUCACCCAGCUCUUGAAUUCCGUAACCAAAAUGAAACAUUUUUCACAUUCCAUUCGUCUCUUCAACCAUAUGUGUGCCAUUGGCCUUCCUGUUGAUGACUACACUGUGAAUGUUGCCAUCAAGUGUUGUUGUCAGCUGCGUCGAACCAAUGACGCUUUUGCACUUUUAUGCUUUUGCUUUAGACGAGCCAUUGUACCUGAUGUCUACACUUUUAGUACACUCUUAGACGGACUCGUCUUAGAAGACAGGAUUCAUGAGGCUGUGAUCUUCUUCAAGAAACUCAUCAAACUCAAACUCUGUGAACCAGAUGUUGUUAUGUUUAACACAAUGAUCAAAGGCCUUUGCAAGUUCGGAAAUAACGACACUGCCAUUUCUUUGCUUAGGCUCAUGGAUGAAAAAGGCUCUAAACCUGAUGUUUUUUCAUAUAGUACCAUCAUUGAUGGUCUUUGCAAGGACCAAAUGAUUGAUGAUGCUUUCAAUCUAUUCAAAGAGAUGGUCUUUCAAAAAGGUAUUCCACCGGAUGUCGUCACAUAUAACACUUUGAUUUCUGGUCUAUGUAUAUUAAGUCGGUGGGAUGAGGCCUCUACAAUGUUAAAAGAAAUGGAUGAUUAUAGGAUCUCUCCAAAUGUGCGUACCUACAGUAUAUUGGUUGAUGCAUUUUGCAAGGAAGGUAAGACAAAAGAAGCAGAGAGUGUCCUCAACAUCAUGGUUGAGAAAGGUAAACUUCCUGACCUAGUGACAUAUAGUUCGCUCAUAGAUGGUUAUUGUUUGCGAGGUGAAAUGACCAAAGCAAGGAUAGUUUUGGAUACCAUGGUGUUUAAAGGUAUCAUCCCCAAUGUUUUUACUUACAAUAGUUUACUGAAUGGGUAUUGCAAGAAGUCAAUGAUAGAUGAGGCCUUGCAUAUGUUUAGUGAAAUGAAGAGAAAGGGUUUGAAACUAGAUGUAGUUACUUACAACACCGUGAUACAAGGAUUGUUUAAGGCUGGACAUUGUAGGGAUGCACAGCUACUCUUUGAUGAGAUGCGAGCGCAAGGCCAAAUUCCAGAUGAAUGGACUUACAGAAUAGUUCUAGAGGGACUUUGCAACAACAACCAGUUAGAUGUGGCACUUUCUUUGUUCAAUUUAAUGGGUAAUAGCAAGCUAAAUUCGGAUGUUGUUGUGUACACUACCCUUAUUGAUGGUGCAAGCAAAUGCAGGAAGCUUGAUAUUGCAAGGGAUCUUUUCCAUAGGCUGAUUAACAAAGGUUUUCAACCUGAUGUCCGUGCAUAUAGCGUGAUGAUCAAUGGUUUGUGCCGGGAGGGCCUUGUGGAAGAAGCAAAGCAGUUGUUUCUUAAAAUGGAAGAGAGUGGUUGCUCACCGAACAAGGUCAAUUAUAAUGUAUUUCUCCAAGGAUGUCUUAAGAACCAACAGUAUGAUGACGUGGAAAUGCUUCUAAAGGAAAUGGACCAACGAGGUUACUCGCUUGAUGUCACAAGUUUGUCAAUGCUAGUUGAUAAAAUUGCAGUGAAAUCACUUGAUAGAGCGAUGCUCACUUUGAUAGGUAAGCUUGUCCCAAAAGAAUUGAGGAAUGCUCCCCCUUUUUCCCCAUAGAUGAGAAAUGGAGUAUGGCAAGUAUAGUAUCUGGUUUGGCACUCAAGAUAUUACAAGAAUAUCAACAACCAUACCUCUGAAGCCCGACCGUGCCCCAUUUAGUUAGUCAAACAAUAUGAAAAUGAAGACCUGAGAUCAGAAAAGUGCACCAAAUGCCGGUCAACAACCCCUCUGUACAUUGGCAAACGGGGAGGUUGAGCUAUUGGUAGUGCUGGUUCUUUCAUGAGCUAUUGGUAGUGCUAUGUGGGUGAGUGUCUGAUGGUAAAGACUGUAGAGGAUGGUUGUGUUUUUUGUUGUGUGUGUGAGAUACGUUAGGUUAGGAGAUAAAGAUAUUUUGAGACAUUCAAAGGGAUAAUGGAUAGUGAUAGUUAUUAUUAAAGUAAGGACAUAUUUGGUAAUUCAAAGGUUGAAAAGUUUAAGGAAAAAAAAAAGUAGAAUUGCUUUAUUAGGGAAUAUAGAUAUAAAUGAGGUUGUAUGUCUUGGAAAGAAGGUGAUGAUUGCAUCAUAGAGGAUGAGGUGUUGUGUUUAUAUACAAUGUGAGAUUUGUGUGAAAAUAAGAACCUUUCUUUAAUGAUGAUUUUCAUUUGUACUUACUUUUUGAUGUGCUAUUCACAUUUUAAUGUGUCAUCUUUCAA
Erigeron canadensis is the source of this 2522-nucleotide messenger RNA. Its product is annotated as putative pentatricopeptide repeat-containing protein At1g12700, mitochondrial. The record is from RefSeq and is a predicted model, not a curated record. NCBI's taxonomy places the organism in Eukaryota, Viridiplantae, Streptophyta, Magnoliopsida, Asterales, Asteraceae. The coding region runs from base 70 to 1887 and encodes 605 amino acids. Gene Ontology annotation, molecular function: protein binding. The transcript has a single exon.